Molecule: messenger RNA, 2859 nt
Organism: Nomascus leucogenys (northern white-cheeked gibbon)
Lineage: Eukaryota; Metazoa; Chordata; Mammalia; Primates; Hylobatidae
Gene: RHOF
Product: ras homolog family member F, filopodia associated
Exons: 4
Coding region: 345-1058 (237 amino acids)
Biological process (GO): small GTPase-mediated signal transduction; cell migration
Molecular function (GO): GTPase activity; GTP binding
Source: RefSeq, a predicted model, not a curated record
CAGGGGCACCUGGAGUCGCUGGGCAGCCACGAUCGGGUCUCGCCGGCGAGGGGCGCGCCGUGACGCGCGGAGGGUGGCGGUGGGAUGGGGGUGGGAGCUUCGCUCGCAGCUGAGCCCCGUUUCUCCGGUGCCGCAGUAUCCCUGGGACUGAGAGCUCAAUACCCACACCCAGGGCUGGGACCUUAGCAGAAAGGAAACUGAGGCUGGGAGGUCGGCCGGGAGGCUGCCUGGCGGAGGCGGCGCUGCUCCGAGUGGGCGGGGCUGGUUCCGGCCCCGCCCCGCCCCCGACCUCUUAGCUCAGCUAGUGCCCGGCUCGCCGCCGCCAGUGCUGCGGGCUCCGGGCAAUGGAUGCCCCCGGGGCCCCGGCCCCCACCGCCGCCCCCGGUCCGGGCAGGAAGGAGCUGAAGAUCGUGAUCGUGGGCGACGGCGGCUGCGGCAAGACCUCGCUGCUCAUGGUGUACAGCCAAGGCUCCUUCCCCGAGCACUACGCCCCGUCGGUGUUCGAGAAGUACACGGCCAGCGUGACCGUUGGCAGCAAGGAGGUGACCCUGAACCUCUACGACACGGCCGGGCAAGAAGACUAUGACCGGCUGCGGCCUCUGUCCUACCAGAACACCCACCUCGUGCUCAUCUGCUAUGACGUCAUGAACCCCACCAGCUACGACAACGUCCUCAUCAAGGUGAGGCCAGCCUCCUGGGUGGCGGCCCCACAUCUGGGCCCGGCCGCACCCCUGAUCUCCUGCCUCCUCCCUCCACAGUGGUUCCCUGAGGUCACGCAUUUCUGCCGCGGGAUCCCCAUGGUGCUCAUCGGCUGCAAGACAGACCUGAGGAAGGACAAGGAGCAGCUGCGGAAGCUCCGGGCCGCCCAGCUGGAGCCCAUCACCUACACGCAGGGCCUGAGCACCUGCGAACAGAUCCGAGCUGCUCUCUACCUGGAAUGUUCUGCCAAGUUUCGGGAGAAUGUGGAGGACGUCUUCCGGGAGGCCGCCAAGGUGGCUCUCAGCGCUCUGAAGAAGGCACAACGGCAGAAGAAGCGCCGGCUCUGCCUGCUGCUCUGACCCGGGGCAGACCGACCUCACGACAGCACUGACGGGCCCUGGGGGCCCAGGUACCAAGUACACCACCAGGGAGGCUGCCCCAUCCCGACCCUCCAGCUCAUGGUGUCUGGGGCCUGCGGCUAGACUCUUGGAACAUUCUGGAACUCUCUCCUUUCCUGGUUGGGGCUCUGACCACAAACUCCCCUCCAGGCUCCCCCUGGGACAUGGUUGUAAUGUGGGUGCAGGAGCCAGUGUCUGUUCUCCGGACUCGGAAGUGCCCUCAUCACAGCCACCCCCACCAUGACUGUCUCCCCAGUGCAGACUCAAGUUAUACUUGAAAUGAGAAAGUCUAUGUGGUGGUAAACGUGGACCUGGCACUGUUCCACGCGGGCGCCCCAAGCCUGCCACUCCUGUGUCCCCGCCUCCCUGGGCUCCUGAGAUAGGCACCACUGUAUCCUCCAGCUCCUUCCUUCCUUCCCCCAGGAACGCGGGGGCCACCGAGGGGCUGGGCCUAUCAGGAGGACACAGGCCGCAGCCUGGCACCCACCCCUCCCAUCUCCACCACACAUGGAAGACUUGUCUUCAGCUUGGCCACUGUCUUUGCAGAGCUGGGCACAUGUGCCCAGGGGGCAGAAAAAAUGGCUUCUCAGUUGUUAAAAGUAUACCCUGGACCACCCAUCUGACCCUCUCCUUAAGGUCUCAUCCAAAGCCCCCAGUGUCAGAGACUCGGGAUGGGAAGAGCAGUUGGCUCCCCAUAUGGUCAUGAGCGAGUUUUCUGUGGACUGUUCCCCCCCCACUGCGGCAGGACAGGACUGGCCCACUUAAUCCUCAAGCUCCCAACCUGCUGUCCCUCAAGCCCCGCUUCUACCAGCCUGUGGAGUUCAGGAGGCCAGACAUCCCAGCCUCCUUUGAGAGCUGAUGGGAUCUACCCCGUCCACACGGGACAGUUUCUCAGAAAUGGUUCACAGACCACCUGUGUCACCAACAGCCAGAUACCUAAUCCCUGAGCCUCCUUUGGGAAGGUCUGGGGCCGAGGGUCUGGGAAUUUUCUUUUUUUGGGGCGGGGGGACCUAAUCCCUGAGCCUCCUUUGGGAAGGUCUGGGGCCGAGGGUCUGGGAAUUUUUUUUUUUUUUUUUUUUGGGACAGAGUCUCGUUCUGUCACCCAGGCUGGAGUGCAGUGGCACGAUCUUGGCUCACCGCAACCUCCACCUCCUGGGUUCAAGUGAUUCUCUUGCCUCAGCCUCCUAAGUAGCUAGUUCUACAUGCGCACACCACCAUGUCCAGCUAAUUUUUGUAUUUUUAGUAGAGACAGGGUUUCACCAUGUUGGCCAGGCUGGUCUCGAACUCCUGACCUCGUGAUCCACCCGCCUUGGCCUCCCGAAGUGCUGGGAUUACAGGCGUCAGCCACCGCACCUGGCCCAAGCUUUUAAAACAAGCAUCCUAGGGGAUUCCAGUGCCCACAAGAAGUCACAAGCUGCUUGGCUCUGGAGGGCGCCUAGGAGUCUGUGUCGCCUAAGAUGGGAUAACGGCUUCAGGUGACUCCUAGCCUUCCCCGUAUCUCCUGCCUCAGCCCCCCUGGCCCAGUGCUGGGGCGUCAGCUAAGCCUGAGCUUAGGUCGCCAAAGGAAGGAGCCUUCUGAGACCCUCCCCAACCCACCCGGGUUCCCAAGGCCUGGCCAUCCCCUGGGGAAUCAACCAAGGAGCUCUUGUUCUCGAAGAACCCCAGGCCUCAUGACGGUCUAAGGUAGAGGUCCAACAACUACAGCCUGUGGGCCACAUUUGGCCACAGCCUGAUUUGUAAAUAAAGUUUUAUUGGAACACAG